Messenger RNA from Amoebophrya sp. A120, 2615 nucleotides. The record is from the annotation of a GenBank genome assembly. NCBI's taxonomy places the organism in Eukaryota, Dinophyceae, Syndiniales, Amoebophryaceae.
CCUGGCCGAGGAACCAGUGCCUUGUUGUGGCUACGGCGAUGCAGAUGGCAGGCUGCCGGCGGACCCGCGGACCCCGAACACUAUCGACGGCGCGACGCGGGUGGGCGGUGGUGGUCUCGGCGGCGGGACAGCUGAUAAAAAUGGCGGCGAAAAUUAUGCUGGCGGUGAUUCAUCGGGUACAAUUUUGCCCUCAUCCGCCGAGGAAGCAGGUCCUCCGCGAUUCUUCCACCAUGACGUGGGAAGCGAAAGCUCUCCCCGUGCCGCAAAAGGAAGGCGAUUCCUUCUUUAUCACGAAAGCGCAGUACAACAGUGCGUCAAAGACCGUCGGGGUCCGACAAGGUGGUUUGGACUGCACUGCGCAAAACCCGUUGGACUGCCUGAUGGCCGAGAUUGGGAACGGAUAUUUCGCGACCGUCGGUCCCAUCUGCGCGGCGGACCAAAGCGGGUGCGGGUCCCUCUUCCUCGCGGGCGUGUUCGAGUACGGCUUCUGCGGCAGCGUCUUUGGCAGCUAUGGUGUGCAAUGCAGCUACCGGGCGAAUCUGCCAAAUCCGUUUUACCGGUUUCUCCCCAAGAUUGACAGCUGGAACGCAAUCGAACAAGUGCAGGUGCAAGAUUUCAAAAAUGCGUGCUUGAUGUACUACUUCGGCAACGUCAGGGCGGAAAACGGAAAGACCGUCACCGUGCAGAUGAAAUUCUACGCGCAUCGGAAACGGCGGAAUUUGUUCGUCCUGGAAUUGUCCAAUGACCAGGAGGCAGACACGGCAGUGAAUAUGGUGAAACACGCGGCUGUAGUGUUUCCCGGGCAAAAUGGCGCGCCUGGAUUAAGUGCUUUCGAAACAACUGCAGCAGGCGCUAGUAGUUCUGGCACGACUGGUACGAGCAGCGAUGUUCUUGUCCGCGUGCGCCAAGGCUCGACGAGCCGAAAGGAGGACGAGAAUCUGCAGAAAUCUUUACUGAAAUUCGCGGAGGCGCAAAAUUUCGGCGAUGAUUACCGGCUCCUGCGAGCAGGGAGUUCUUCUACAGCGCAGGGGCAGCGUCCUAUCCUGAGGAAAAACGUACCCACACCAGAGUUGUAAUGCAGAUUUGCAAAGACAGGAACAUUUGCAAUGCGCAUCGCCAGGAGAGGCAUUUUUAGUCGCGUUUUGGAAUUUGUAAUGCUGUAAACAGGAUGAGCAGAUGGAUUUCUGAUGCAGCUGGCCUUGCGAACCUGCACUACACUACGGACUGCAACUUGUGAUGUGUGACCCCCAAAAGUUCUAGGCUUGUGUUGCAAAAUCCCCAUAGCACUGGCGCAAUCAAGACGCAGGCAAGAACAACGUGCUGAAGCAGAGGACAAGAGCAGAUAGUAAGAAUAUCAAAACAAGACGACAAAGCCUUUGAUCCGCGAAAUUGCUGGAGUGUGAAUGUCGUGGACAGCGGAAGGGGUCUCUCACAUUACAGGAAACGCCCACCGCCCCCAAAUAGCUUAGUGAUCCGAAUGAUGAAUCAACUCGACUACUUAAUUUUUACAAUCGUUUUACCAGCCGCAGGCUUGCAUCUGCGGCUACUGCUACUCUGCAAACGCCCGGCGUAUUUUUCAAAAAAAACAUGAUCUGCCUCGCUGCAACCGGGGUUAGGACGUACCUCAUUCAGGGCGGGCGGUAGCUAAAUGCAGACCUGUGCGGGCUUAUGUUUUCUGAAGCGCGCACACAGUCACUAGCGUAACGCAAUAGCUUAAUCAUUUUUGACCGUUUUACGAACUUCGUCGCAAAAGUCCGGGGCUGCUUCCUCCCGCAGUAAAUAGAAGGGUUUAGGUGUUUAGGGUUUUCCGAUUCAGAAAAAAAUGAAGCUCUUCGUCGACGUGGAAAAAACUGGAUCGGACGUGUGCCGCUGCUACCGGCUCGACACGUAGAAAACGAAUUUCGCGCGUUGUGCGGGAGUAGCUACCCCUCCCCUACUUCGGGUUGUAGUUGCCAUUGGCGUCAUUGAUUGCGGUCGACAAUAUCCUCGUCCCGAUGAUUUCCUUCUUUGGGUUUGUGUAUGGUGAAUAGGAGCUUGCUCCUGAUUGGUGCCGCGGUGUCGGAGGUUUUGCAGCAUUCACGCACAGACUGCAUUUGUGGAAACGGAGGGGGGGUGUGGGACCCCCAUCAAGUCGUCGCGGCGCGAAGCCGCAAAUCCCUGGUCCUCGUUCACCAUCAGAAGUGUUCGACCGGUGGGGCGCUCCACUGAAACUGAAACUGAAUUUUAGAGGGGGCCUAGCAAAAAAAAAAUAAAAAAAUACCCAUCUUGACUCUGGUGCGGGGAUGUUUUUACUCAGGAUACGUCCUGGCGCUCUCUCCUUUUCGAAAGCCAAUCCGGUGGUACUGCUCUCCGCAUACGCGAGUAGCAAUAUGGAAGAAGUAGAGGGCUGAUUUGAUAUAAGAGUGCACAACCCCCCUUCCCCCUCAAUUGUGUGGCAUUAGCAGCAAUACAAACACCCGCACGCGUGGAGCCCAUGCACGACAAAUUUACAUACGCAAUGUAGUACUGUUUGAGCUUCCAGAAUUUGUUAUGCAAGCAGUGCCACAAGGCACCGAUUCUUGGAUUUGGGAUUUUGCAUGACAAAUCAGGGGGAGGGGGAGUUGUGCGCUGUCAUA